This is a messenger RNA of Adineta steineri, 570 nucleotides long. The record is from the annotation of a GenBank genome assembly. NCBI's taxonomy places the organism in Eukaryota, Metazoa, Rotifera, Eurotatoria, Adinetida, Adinetidae.
AUGCUUAUUCGACAUUAUUUUCCAUUGAUUAUUAUUGAUGUAGUCGAAGUUGAUCAAACAGUUAUUGAAUUAGCUCGAGAUUUUUUUAAACUUGCAGAACAAACUAUGAAUAAAUAUUUUCACAUCAUUGCAGAUGAUGGGUAUCGUUAUGUGAAUGAAACAGCUUAUCGAUAUGAUAUGAUUUUUAUCGAUGCAUUUUUAGAAGAUACAAUACCUUCUCAGAUCAAUAAUCGACAAUUUUUUCUCAAGUUACAUGAAAUUUUACAUGAUGAUGGUUGUUUAAUAACAAAUGUCAAUAUUCCAACAACUAUUGCUUUUAAUCGAAUUGUUCAAACACUUUCUUCAAUAUUUGAAUCAAAUAUUUUAUUGGCUCAUACGAAUACGAUUGAGAAUGCACGUGUGAUUAUUUCGGGCAAUGAACCGUCGUUAAGAUUAAUUUCUUCAAAAACAGAAACGAUUCGACAAGCUGAAAGAUUCGAAAUAGAUGCAUGUUUAGAGUUUAGUCUUUCACGUCUAAUCUCUGUGGCAUAUCAAGGUUUAAUCAACAAUACAACAUUGAAAAAUUUCUAG